AUGGAUCUGCAGAAUUCUGAACCACCAUAUAGCAUUUUUGACAAGCGCCAGAAAUGGCUGAUCAUUGUCAUCGUCUCCACCGCCGCAACAUUCUCCGGCUUCGCAUCCAACAUCUACUUUCCAGCUUUACCGACGAUUGCCAACGACCUCAACGUCUCUCUCGAACUAGUCAACCUCACAGUGACCACGUAUCUAAUCUUCCAAGGCCUCGCGCCCAGUCUUUGGGGUCCUGUGUCUGACGUCAAAGGCCGUCGAACCGCAUACAUCGGCACCUUCAUCGUCUUUGUUGGCGCAUGCAUCGGGCUCGCCGAGACCAAGAACUACGCUACACUAAUUGUGCUGCGAUGUCUCCAGAGCACAGGCAGCGCCAGUACCAUCGCCAUCGGUUCCGGCGUUAUCGGCGACAUCACCACCCGCGCUGAACGAGGCGGGUACAUGGGCAUCUUCCAGGCUGGCCUGCUGGUGCCCGUUGCCGUGGGGCCAGUCAUUGGCGGCGCAAUCGCUGGAUCCUUGGGAUGGAAGGCCAUAUUUUGGUUUCUGACCAUCUACGGCGGCGUUUUCCUGUGCCUGCUGAUUCUGCUUCUGCCAGAAACGCUAAGGUCCAAGGUUGCGAAUGGUAGCUGCACACCAGCGAGCCUGGUCACCAAGCACCCGCUUGUAGUCUAUCAACGGACGACGAAGCUCGAAUGGCAGCAUGCGCCGGUCAGCCAGCCUGCAGGAACAAAGAAGAUUGACCUCCUCGGUCCCCUGCGCAUGCUUCUCACUAAGUCUGCCGCUCCGAUCAUCGUCUUCCUGGCUGUAUAUUACGCCGUCUGGCAGAUGAGCAUCACGGCCAUGUCCUCCCUCUUCAAGAGCCGGUACGGCCUAUCCGAGAUCCAGAUUGGACUCACAUUCAUCGCGAACGGAGUCGGCUCGAUGGUCGGCACCUUGAUCACGGGGAAGAUUUUGGAUGCGGACUACCGGCGCGUCAAGACCAGAUUCGACGCGUCGUUUGAAUCGGACCCCGAACAGUCAAACCCCCAGACUCAGUCCGAAAGAGAAGAGAACUUCCCCCUUGAGAAAGCUCGGCUCCGCCUAAUCCCCAUUUUCUCCUUUGCCCAAUGCCUCUCGAUCCUCCUGUUUGGCUGGACAAUCCAAUACGCGGAUAAAGUGCACAUCGCCGUCCCCAUCGUCUCAACAUUCAUCACGGGGUGGACGGCUGUCUCGACCCAGAGCCUGAUCAUGACUUACCUCGUCGACCUGUUUCCCGACCGCAGUGCAGCGGCCAGUGCUAGCUUGAAUCUGGCUCGGUGUCUGUUUGCGGCCGGCGGGACGAGUUUUGUUAUGCCGAUGAUCAAUGGUGUGGGUGUUGGCGUUGCCUUCACCAUUUGUAUUGCUGUGCAGAUUGUUGCCUUGGUUGGUCCGUGGGUCCAGUGGACGUUUGCGGCGGGUUGGAGGAGGAAGGAGAGAGAGAAAGCAAGAGCUCAGGCGGCUGACGAUGCGAAGCAGUAA
This is a messenger RNA of Aspergillus mulundensis, 1491 nucleotides long. Its product is annotated as putative MFS multidrug transporter. Gene Ontology annotation, biological process: transmembrane transport. The record is from RefSeq and is a predicted model, not a curated record. Gene Ontology annotation, molecular function: transmembrane transporter activity. Bases 1 to 1491 code for a protein of 496 amino acids. Lineage: Eukaryota; Fungi; Ascomycota; Eurotiomycetes; Eurotiales; Aspergillaceae. The transcript has 2 exons.